Solenopsis invicta (red fire ant) is the source of this 1706-nucleotide messenger RNA. RefSeq names its product glucosamine-6-phosphate isomerase (gene Oscillin). Bases 476 to 1321 code for a protein of 281 amino acids. Gene Ontology annotation, molecular function: glucosamine-6-phosphate deaminase activity; identical protein binding. Gene Ontology annotation, cellular component: cytoplasm. The transcript is spliced from 6 exons. Gene Ontology annotation, biological process: carbohydrate metabolic process; N-acetylneuraminate catabolic process; N-acetylglucosamine catabolic process. NCBI's taxonomy places the organism in Eukaryota, Metazoa, Arthropoda, Insecta, Hymenoptera, Formicidae. The record is from RefSeq and is a predicted model, not a curated record.
UAAGCUUAAGGCAAGCUUGGCGAAAAAGUUCUCAAGUUUUGCUUAUUUGAUAUAAGAUCGUUUUCGCAAAGCAACGCUCAAGCUAUAUAUUAAUGUUUAUUUAUGAAUCGGUUGUUUCCUUGAUAUUUCCUAUUUUUCUCACGACUGUAUGUACAUACAUACAUCUCACAAUCAGUGUACCUCUUGUAAGCCACGCUCACGAACAUUAAAGAGUAGUAACAAAUUGUGACGCGGUAAGUCACGAAAGGUAUCACAUCCUUAUCUGUAAUAGCUACGAUAAGGAUUCGCGUGGCGAUGAGUUGACCCAAAAAGAACAGGCGUUGCCACUUUCAAGGGGAGAUCGAGCAACGAACGCUAAAGAUUAGGUUAGCGCAUGCUGGUCAGCUGAUCCAGUGACCGACCAGUGGUGCGACCGUCACGACGAUUCGCCUAGCAGUGUUCAUUUACAUAAUUGUGUGCAAUUAAUAUAUUUACUAUGCGUCUGGUAAUUUGUGAUAACGUGGACUAUGUCGCAGAAUGGUCUGCGAAGUAUGUUUUAAAGAGAAUCAAUGAUUUCAAUCCUAAUGAGAAUAAGUAUUUUGUUCUCGGUCUCCCCACAGGAGGAACACCGUUGGGAAUGUAUAAAAAACUUAUAGAAUAUUAUCAACAAAGCAAAAUUUCUUUCAAGUAUGUUAUAACGUUCAAUAUGGAUGAAUAUGUUGACUUACCAAGAGAUCAUCCAGAGUCUUACCAUUAUUACAUGUACCAUAAUUUUUUUAAACACAUAGAUAUUGAUCCAAAAAAUGUGCAUAUACUUGAUGGAAAUGCGACAAAUCUUGAAAAAGAAUGCGAUAAUUUCGAGAAAAUGAUUAAAGAAGCUGGUGGGAUAGAAUUGUUUAUUGGAGGUAUCGGUCCGGACGGACAUAUAGCCUUCAAUGAACCAGGUUCAUCGUUAGCUUCUCGUACAAGAGUAAAAACUCUCGCGCAAGAUACUUUAGAAGCCAAUGCCAGAUUUUUUGGGAAUGAUAUUAACAAAGUGCCAAAACAAGCGCUAACUGUAGGCGUUGGUACUGUGAUGGACGCUAAAGAAGUAAUGAUUCUUAUCACCGGAUCUCAUAAAGCUUUUGCCCUUUAUAAAGCUAUAGAGGAAGGUGUUAACCAUAUGUGGACAGUGUCUGCGUUUCAACAACAUCCUCGCACGCUCAUAAUCUGUGAUGAAGAUGCGACUUUGGAAUUACGUGUAAAAACAGUUAAAUACUUCAAGGCGCUCAGUGAUGUACAUCGCAAAUUGAUUGAGGAAGAUGGAAAUGCAAUCCCCCGCCGUACAAUGCAAAACAAUUAAAGUGAAUUUGUGGGAUAUUCAUAGCAAAUUGAUUGAGCAAGAAUGCCGACCAAAGUAGAGAGUUUGUCAUCAACAGUUCAUGAAAGUUAUAACGAAUUUACAUGAGAAGAGCAAACAAUUGAAUGUUUUAAACGUAUGAAAUUGUGAAAGUGCGAUCAGAGAUUAGAUUAUGCAAUAUAUGUGUAUCUUGUGUUUUUUAUUUUAAUCAUAUUUUCCAUGUAAAAAUUUUAAUUAUAUGUAUGUUAUCUUAUACACACAACUGCCAUAUAAGUGCCAGAAAAAUAUAUUUUUAUAUCAUUCUCUAUUAUUUUAAAAAUAAAUUUAUCCUUUUUAUACUGCCGUAUUAUAUAAGCAUUAUCAGUCAUUACAAUUCGGUAUAUAUACA